Messenger RNA from Podarcis raffonei (Aeolian wall lizard), 10321 nucleotides. RefSeq names its product ADP-ribosylhydrolase like 1 (gene ADPRHL1). The transcript has 8 exons. The coding region runs from base 1995 to 7301 and encodes 1768 amino acids. Gene Ontology annotation, molecular function: magnesium ion binding; ADP-ribosylarginine-[protein] hydrolase activity. Gene Ontology annotation, biological process: protein de-ADP-ribosylation. NCBI's taxonomy places the organism in Eukaryota, Metazoa, Chordata, Lepidosauria, Squamata, Lacertidae. The record is from RefSeq and is a predicted model, not a curated record.
CUUAAUACAGUUUAGUGUGAUGGGCAAUAUUUGCAAAAUUUAACAUAUCCUUGAUACAUUGAGAAUUCUGGAACUUCAUGGGGAUCCCAGAGUUGAUCGAGGGACAAGAUUUUAAUUAAUGGUGGCCAAAUUCCUAAAUAUACGCUGCAUAAUUUUCUGCAACAUCUAGUGUUUGAUUAACCUUAAAACUGAGGUUGAAGGUUCAAUGAAGAGAAUGAUGAUUGAUAGCACUGUCUCCAUUCAUCAGAGCCAACAAAAUACUUGUUAUUGUGCACCAAAAAUGAUAAUUAACAAGUCAUAAAAUGGGGGGUGGAUUUAUACAUUAAAGGCAAUAAGCACAAAACACAAUAUAACAAUAUUAUUUUCAAAUCACAGCAAACUUUUGAAUUGAGUUAUAAUUUCCAGUACAUGUAACAGGAAAUAAGCUGGAAUGAAAAAGGCUUGCUCAAGAACAAACAAUUACUCCGAACCCAGGUGUUCAAAGCAAAUCCAGCUGAUUUAUCAGUAGUGUCAGUUGGACUCUCUAGUAUGUACAUGACAGUUGUGCAACUGAGUACAGCAAUCUUGAUGGCAAAAGAGAUAUUGCUACCUGAUGAAAUAAGUUCAUUUAAUUAGUAAUACCAAAAUUUGGUUUGAGUGCUAAAUUCUCUGCAGAAAAUAUAUGAAUGAAGAUUAUUGUAAUCUCUGAAAAUAUGUUUUGGGACAAUCUUACACAAAUGUAACCCAUGCUUUGUUAAAACUGCCAGGUUUUUUCUUCUAACCCUAUGCACUUCAGGGAAUUAAAACAGGAAGUGGUCAGUUGCCAUAACUAAUUCAUAUUUUUAAAUAUGGAUCUUCCAAAAUACCAAUGGAUCAUCAUCUUGUUCGGCUUGUAAAGCUGUUUUUGUAUUACUAUAUUAGGAAAUAAUUUUAUAUUCUCAGAGGUGGAAUGAAGAGAAUAUUAAAAGAUGGCCUUUCCUUUUAGCAAUGAGUAGCACCUUUUUGUUAGCUUGUGAGUUGCCUUACAGAACUACCCCUUUCCUUCACAGGCCUGUGAAAUUUUGUGUCACAUUUUAUUUAAAUCAAGUUGUUCAAAGUUUACACUUCUGUAUUUUCCCACAGUGGAUAAAAUGUAAAAGUAUUUUCCUACCUACAUGCUCAAGUUUGAAUCCUGCCAGAGAUUUUUUUUAAUGAGAGAGAACCUUGAAUUAUGCUGGAAAUAGAAACCAAAGCUAAGCAUCCUUUGGGGAAUGCCUAGUUGCCCCAGAAUAACCUAACUAUGUGUAUACAUAAUGUGAUUCUCAUGCAGGAACACUAGGAAGGAAACACUGUUCAACUACUUCUGUGUGGCCCAGUGUUGUUUCACUGCAAUAAAACAUUUAUGAGUGUGCUGCAGGGCAGCAAGCAAACUUAAAGCCAGCUCAGUUCAUUGAUGAAUUGGCUUCCCAUUUUCUACUUUUUAUUGCUAGCUUCCUUCUCACCUUUAUGGUCUUCUUCCUCUGGUGUCUAUAAUCACUGUCCUUGUUUUGUGUUUUUCUCAGUCCCCCCCCCCCAAAAGUAACUGAAUACAGUACUACAAAAGUCAAAGAAAAAUAUGCUCAUUUGCACAGCUGUAAAAAUAAACCUCCUGAUUACAGCAUGUGUUUUUCUAGGUGUAGAGUUACUUGAACUGGAUAGCCAAAAUAUUUCUUGGCUUGCUUUGUCCAGGAUUGUUCGGAGGGUUUUUGAUUUUUGCUACUUGCAUGGACUAGUGCAUUGCACACUUUGGGAGCCUGCAGCUUAAAAAUAAGUCAGAAAAUUCUUGGACUAACAAUUUCUAUCCCUUCAUUGGAUGUCGGACAAGUGGUGGCAUCUGCAAAGCCAGAAAAGGAAAGGCUUGCCUUAUACAGACAGCUCUGUGCUAUGACACAAUGGCUCCGAUAUAAAGUGUUGCUUGACCUGAGCUUGGAAGGCAAAGGAACAAAGAAACAAGAAGUGACAGUUUUUGAGAACCGAAGAAGCAUUGAAGCCCCCAUAUGAUGGAUAAAUUUAAGGCUGCUCUGUUGCUGGCAGGGGUAGGAGACGCUCUGGGCUAUCGAAAUUUCACGCGGGAAAAUAAUGCAUUAGGUGCAAAGAUUCAAGGGGAACUGAAAGAAAUUGGAGGACUCGAGAACCUGGUCCUGUCAUCUGACAAAUGGCCAAUCAGUGAUAAUACUCUUAUGCACAUGGCUACAGCUGAGGCUCUCGUCACAGAUUACUGGUGUUUAGAAGACCUAUAUCGGGAACUUGUAAAACGUUAUGUGGAUGCUAUUGACAAACUUCCUGGGAGACGGUCAGAUCCUGCUACUAUCGAAGGCUGCUCCCAACUGAAGCCAGACAACUAUCUCCUGGCUUGGCACACACCAUUUAAUGAGAAAGGUUCAGGAUUUGGAGCAGCUACAAAGGCCAUGUGCUUAGGGAUGAAAUACUGGAAGCCUGACAGGCUGGAAACUCUCAUCGAAGUGAGCAUUGAAGUUGGACGAAUGACUCAUAACCACCCUACAGGGUUUUUAGGAUCACUGUGCACAGCUCUGUUUGUUUCAUAUGCAAUACAAGGAAAGCCACUGGUGCAGUGGGGAAGAGAAAUGAUGAAGGUUGUCCCAAUGGCUGAAGAAUACUGCAAGAAGACGAUUCGGCACAUGGCAGAAUAUCAGGAGCAUUGGUUUUACUUUGAAGCAAAAUGGCAAUUUUACUUGGAGGAGAGAGAAAUCAAUGAAGACAACCAGAAUAAACCCAACUUUCCUGACAAUUAUGAUGCUGAGGAAAGAGAAAAGACUUAUAGGAGAUGGAGUUCUGAAGGUCGUGGUGGAAGGAGAGGUCAUGAUGCUCCCAUGAUUGCAUAUGAUGCUCUCUUAGGAUGUGGUAGUGAUUGGACCGAGCUUUGCAACCGGGCAAUGUUCCAUGGCGGUGAGAGUGCAGCAACUGGAACUAUUGCUGGCUGUUUGUAUGGCUUGCUUUAUGGUCUCAGCAAGGUUCCUAAAGGCUUGUACCAGGAUUUUGAACAGAGGGAGAAGCUAGAAAACUUGGGAGAGGCUCUCUUCCGACUGUCUUCAGAGGAAAACAGAAGUAAAGGUACAAAGCUGGGCAGUGAUAAGGUGCUGGUUGACCCCAUAGUGCUGAAGAAGAAGCUCAGUAAGAUGUCCACAGAACUAGGUGCAUUUGCUGUCCUCAGCAGCCUUCUACUUUACCUCACAGACCUCCUAUCCAGCCAACCUCAGGUCGAGAGCAAGAAGGCCAAGUGGCUCGAAGGGAUUGAGAACAAGGUGAACUCGAGGCGCGAAUGCCAUAGUGCACAUGGCGGCAUUCGUCCCACCAAAUUCCAGCUUCUGCAAUCGAGGUUCAUGAACAACAACCGCGAGGCCUACAGGAAAAGGUCAAGAGAGGUUGGCAAGCUGGUCGUUAAAGAAAAGCAGAACAGAAACGGGCUAAACUCCAUUGUAAGCAAGCUGGACAAAAGCUCCUCAAAGGAAGGAGAAAGCCCAGAGAUAACACCCCACGAUAAAGUCAAAUGGGUCUGCUCAACUGGGAAAAAUACUGUGAAGAAUAUCCUGAAGAAAUUCUUAGUUGCUGAGGAAAAAGAAGCUAAAGAAAGAGAAAAGCAGGUGGCUCCAAAAAAGAAGACACCAAACGAUAACCUGCCCAAGAUAAUCAACAAAAACUCUGUCUUGUCCAAACUGAAAGAAAAGUUUGAACAAAGCAGUAAUAUCUGUUCAGCCAUUGAGGUGAAAUCUUUGCUGCCGUGCAAAGGCGAGAGAAAGAGCAAAAAGGGCCCAGAGAGAAAAAAGAUUUGCAAACCUGAAAUAAGAGUGCUUGAAAGGAAACUGAGGACAACCACAAUUGUCAAUAGCCCUCAGCCUCAACAGCUGGUAUGCACAACUGUCCCUACACCUAAAUUCCGUGUUGCUACUGAAAUUAGUCACCCUUGGAGUUGGGCUACAAAUGCCAAGUCUGCCACUAAGCCUUCUGAAGUGGGGAGGCCAAAAGACACCCAGAAAGCACCUGGCAUUGGGUCUCAUGACAGCAGGAUACCAGAAAGCAUGGCACAUAAAGGGCAACUAGGAGGACAGUUGCAAAACAAGCAUCAUGAAAUGCCUAAGGUAGUGGCUGACAAAAAGGACAUUGUCGAGAGUAAUGUAAUUCCUACAAGCCCAGGUUCUAAUCAAGACAGUGUUCUUCCUUCACGUGAAAAUAUGUCCCUUGUUGAUUGCAUUCCUCCUUUAUCUAAGGACAGCUUAGAUCACAAAGAGAACAUCAUACCACCUGUGGAUGAUACCUUUUCCAGGUCCAGAGACAAAAAUGCAGCAAAAAUCAUGAGCAGAGAAAACAUACCUACUAACGACUUCUCUUCUAAUCCAGCUGAAGGAGUUCAUGUACAUAGUCACCAGGAAAUGAAAGGGGAUGGGAUUCUUGGCAUACCAGAAGGCAUGUUCAGGCCAAAGGAGACAGAAAUAGAAUUAGCAGAGCCUAUAAAAGAUCCCCCAUUCACCAGCCAAAAAUGUUUCUCUGAAAAGAAAGUGUUGGAAAAUAUUCCACCAUUUCUCUCUCCUGUAGCUCAGGCAUCUUGUAACAGAGAGCCUCCAAUAAAGGACCAGCAAUCAAGUGUUGAACCUGCAGCUGUUCACAAAAUGCCUCCGCUUAAGCCAAGUCAAGAUAACACACAAAGUUUGGGGAGCACAUUUUCUGACACGGUUCAGAACAAAGAAAAGCUGCCUGAUAAAGAGGAACUAUUUCCUAGCUUUAACAAAAGCGACCAUGCGGGUAAAGCAAAAAAGGAGGUGCUACAGCCAUCAAGAAGCCAAGGUGAGCCAUCUGAUCAUCAGGCACAAAGGGAGCAUUUGCCCAAGGAGCCACAAGCACAUCCAAAGCUGAGCCAACAAAAUAACCCUAGCUCAAACAUAUCAAAACAGACUAUAGAUCAAUCACACCAAACUCCUACUUCAGAUAGGAGCCAGAAAGACAACAAUGAUGUAAAAGGACAUGAUUUUGAAAAAGAGCUUUGCCCUUUGACUGGCGAUUUAGAUAAAUCCAGCUGCGUUAGAGCAGCAGAGAAUACUAGCAAAGCCGAACUGCACUCAGAUAAUGAAAAGACAAAUUCUGAAAACAAGAGCAAAAAGGGAAAUAGUAGCUUGAGCCAUUUGGAUACCUCUCAGAGGCUGCCAGAAGAAUUCAUCAGCCACGAAACUGGCAAUCUGGAAAAUAAUCCUGCUCCUCCUUCUCAAAAAUCCCACUCAUCCUCACUGACCCACUCAGCAAAUCCAGAGGGCGAUACGCCAGAAGUCGACAGACCUUGGUGCAGUGUCGGAAACCUCCAAACCCCAACAUCAAAUGCAGUGAAAAAGAAAGAGAGCUGUAUUGUAAGAGAUAAUGCAGCCAGUCCUAAUUCUGAGAAACACCACCUCCCUUCUCCAGCUGAAUUGCUGAAGCCCAAGGGGGCACCUGGGCAAGACAGCAAACCAACAACCAGCAAUUUGUGCAAUGAUUUAAUUAAGAGUGAAAACCAUGCUGUAGAAGUUGAGAGUAUGAGUCCCCAGACCAGGAAGUAUCAACCACCCUCAACAAAGGAGACUAGAAAGUGUGAAAUUAGUCCUGUAGGGGAGGCAAGCCCCGCGCACAAUGUGGAGAAGCAGCAGGUGCCCUUAGGAAACAAAACUGGGAAGCAGGAAAGCAUGAAAGUGAUGGCAGAAGUAAAGCCUGAGAAAAGCGGAUUUCCCUCCCCAAAUGAAACAGCAAAGCAGGGGAACAGUGAAGGAGGAGAAAGAAAUCUACUGAAAGAAGUACAAUGUCUAAUUCCAUCAUCUGUUGACAGAAAGGAGCAAGAUGACAAGGUAACAGAAGAGAAAAACUCUAUAGUGGGAGGUAAGAAGUUGGUACGUAACUCCAAUAUGCCCCAGAAAUUAAUAAAAAGUGACCUUGCAGAGGGUGGUGGUGAAAGAGCAGGAUCACAGCAGCUGACCCCACCAAAGCAUAAACCUAGCAGGCCGGGAAUGUUACAUUCCCCAAGUAACUCAAAAUGUCAAACGCCAUCAAGAGAUCCAGAAAAAGGUGGAACUGUUGCAUCAAAAGAUGAAAACGCUGCAAAACACCAGCUCUCCACACUCAAAGAACCAGUGAAAUGUGAUGAUAAUGCUAACCAAAGAAAUGCCCUGGAUAGCCUUAAGACCAAGAGUGACAAAAUACCAUUAUCUGCUGAGAAAGUGAAACCUGAAAGCAAAUUAGGGAAGACAAAAGAGAACACUAGUAAUUCUGGGCAAAACCAGUUACCUUUGGAAAAUGAACUUCCAAAGAGUAAAAAGGCUGAGCCAAUGAAACCUGCAGCAGAGAAGUCACAGAAACCAUCUUUAGGUGACUCUAGAAAUGGACUUCCAAAGAGUAAAGAGACUACUGUAAGCAAAUUGGGGAAGACGAAAGAGAACACUAGUCAUUCUGGACAAAACCAGUUACCUUUGGAAAAUGAACUUCCAAAGAAUAAAAAGGCUGAGGCGAUGAAACCUGCAACAGAGAAGUCACGGAAACCAUCUUUAGAUGACUCUAGAAAUGAACUUCCAAAGAGUAAAGAGACUACUGUAAGGGAGAGAGGUACUUUGCGUAACCUUAAGGAACAUCAGAUACCAGCACCAAAUGAAUCAAAGACUGAGCCAGUAAAUCUUGCAGCAGGGGAGCCGCAGAAACCAUCCUUGAAUGACUCUAGAAACCAUGAGGAUAUUGCUAAGAAUGAAAAACAGGCUUCAUGGAAUUCUAAGAACCAGCAGCUACCCUUAUCAGAUGUGAAACAGGAGAGCCAUCAAUAUAGCGUCACAGCAGGGAAACAGCAGCAGCAACCACAACCACCAAAGGAUUAUGUCAAGCCUAAAUCUAGUAUAAGAGAUGGAAAGCAUACGCAUCAUAAAUCUGAGAAGUAUCGUCUUCCUGCCUCAGAUGAACUGGGAGUGCAUGAAAAGAACGCUAGUGAAAGGAAGGGUUCCUUGGCUCCACUUUCAAGUCACGAUAGGACCACGCAAAAGAAGAAAACACCAUGUGAGACUGAUACUGGUCCCAAAUUGGGCUCACCGAACAAAACAUGUCCCGCAGAACAGAGAAAACCACAGCGUAGUCCUCCUGGCAAGUACCAAACUCUGUCAGCAAAUGUGCUAUCAGAGCAAGGAAGUGGGGAAUCUCAAAAACUUGGGGCUGAUGCAGUAAGUCAGAAAGCUAGAUCACUAGCCUUGGAAAAAUACAUAGCAGAAAGCUACAGUGAAGAACUAGUACCUUUGUCUAUUAAACCAAUGGUUGUUCGUGUGAUUGAUACAAUUAAGCUUGAUAACUAAAUGCAGUUCAAAUGACUGGAAUAUAGACCUGAAUUUUUCAUCCUCUGGCCACUGUUUUACUUCAGAGCUUUAAAUGAUGGCAUUGAAAUCACACUGAGUUGGCUGUCCAUUGAUCAGUUUUGGAUUUUAGCGGUCAUUAAAAUUGGUGUCACCUGGAACCUCAAGUAUAUUACAUGUCAACCCAAAAUAAUCAGAAGCCAAUGAUUCACGUAUGGUAACUCUUAGAUGUAAUAACUAUGGGAACAAAAGCCAGGUCAAGAUAUGUGGCAGAAUAAAGUGGCCUCAUGCCACCAUAACACUUAUUUAUGUUAGAAAUAAACAGAUAAGCAGCACAGGAGGCAAAGACUAGACUAGAACCUUUCUUCCAGAUAUGCUUAACAGAGGAAAGUUUAUUAAACCUGUGCCCCUCACCUGGGAGAUGGAAGUGAUUGUGUUUACCCUGCCUCCUCAAUUUGCUGCCUCCUGUUUCUGCUGUAUGGGAACCCUCAGCCAAAAUUAAGCACUUUUAAUGGGGGAGACUUAAACAGUAAAAACAACAAAGAACUAUUGCGGCACCUUAAAGAGCAACCAGUUUAUUGAGGUAUUUCCAUUAAAGCCACAACUUCUUUCUGUUGCUCCAGAGGGCAGGGCAACAAGAAAUGGGUGGAAAUAGCAAGGAAGCAGAUUAGAAGACACUUCGUAACAAUAAGCUAUCUGACUGGCGUGGGCUGCCUUGGGAGAUGAUUUCUUUCAAUGAAGGGGUUGGGUUUUUUGUUGCAUUUUUUUGCGAGGGUAUAUUACAAGUCAAAGCCAUAAAACUACAGAUGAAAAACAAAACGGAAUACAGAGUGAAUGCAGGAAGGAGACAAUGUUACACCAUAAACAAGCAUCCUUAGAUAAGGUGGAGCUGACAAAGUAGUAAUUAUAAUUGUUAUUCUUUGUAAAAUAUUUUGGUGGAGGUUUUUCAACAGAGGCUGAAUCUGUCAAGGUUGCAGCAGUUCAUUCGUUGGGAACCUGUGGAUAUUGCCAGACUACAAAUCACCCCAGACCACUGGCCAUGCUGCGAGAAGCAAAGUUACAGGGAACAAGGCAGAGGGCCUUCUCGGUAGUGGCACCCACCCUGUGGAAUGCCCUCCCAUCAGAUGUCAUGGAAAUAAACAACUAUCUGACUUUUAGAAGACAUCUGAAGGCAGCCCUGUUUAUUUUUAGUAUUUUGUUGAAAGUCGCCCAGAGUGGCUGGGGAAACCCAGCCAGAUGGGCAGGAAACAAACAAACAAACAAAAGUUAUAAUUAUUAUAAUUAUAGGGUUUAUGGUAGUUCAUUUCCAAUACUACCUGGAGGGCCACAUAUUUCUGUCAUGUCAUUGGUUGCAUUGUAGGUUCUGCCCUCAGUAGGGGAUUAGACAAGACUGAGCAGGAGAUUAGACCUCUAAGAUCCUUUUCCAACUCUGAAAUUGUAUGAUUCUAUAAUAAAAGGUGCCAGACUUUAAGGUUUCACAAGUCUUUGCCAGAUAGCUUUCUGGGAUUAAUCAUGAUGGAUGACAGCUUAGAAGAUCUGUCCUUAGGACUUUGCUUUCUUUUCUCCCAGUCUCUCACUUUUUGUGAGAGGCAGCUGGCAUCUUACUCUAGGAAACAGGAUGGUGGGUUAGACAGGUCUUGGGUGUGAAACCAGUGGGGCAUAAAAAGUGCUUAACUUUAGCUGCAUCGUACCCAACGUGUGUUACUCUGCUAAAGGCUGAGGUUAGUGUAUAACUAACUAAAGUGACCCUUUUGAGAGUGCACUUUCUCAUUCUAAUUACUCAUUACUCAUUCUAAUAUAAUGCUAUUUAUUAGUGCUCCUGGAAGGCUAUUCAACCACUGAAAUCAUGCCUGUAUAUACAUUUUUGUGUUGUUUAAAUUGUUUUCAAAAAAAAAGUGAAAACAGUGAUGCGUAAUAGUGUGCAUAAAUAAGACAAGCAUAUAAAGACAGAAGAGGCCUGUAAGAAGGUCUUAACAAUGCUACAAAAUGUAAUAAACCGCAAGUCAUUUUUGAGUAUUGUAAUUAAAGGCUCUUUGUGACAAUUAAAUUACAAAUACAUCUGUUCUACAGGAUGAUACAGUAAAAUCCUGAAUGAAAUAUAUUUUAUCACGGGGAAAAUAUUGAUCAAAUCUCUUGCAGAGGUAAUUUGGUAUCUUCCAUGUGUUCAAUGCAUUCAGAUUCCUGUUUAGCUUUAUCUUUCAACGUUUAUUACAUUCCUCAUUGUGAUCAACCUAUUAAUAAAGAUUUGGAAUGUGGUAAGCAUGCCAGAUCCUAGCACUGCCUGGAAUAUGCAGAAAAGGUGCUGUAGAAAAUGAUGAAAGUCAGUAUUGUGAAAUCUGGAACAAGAAAAAUCGCUUGAAUCCACUGCCUAAAAUUAUGGGACAGAAUAAAGGAUCAUCUUCUUGGUCUCCCUUCUUCCAACUUCUUUGUCCACAAAGGGAGAGUGUCUUGUUUAGGAGCAGAAAUAGGCCCACUUUUCCUGAGAUACUUCUGUAAUGUGAACAUACCAGAAGGAUAAAAAUCCAAGACAGGACCCCCGUGUCACAUUAAGGUCAAGACUUACAGCAAAAGAAUUCUGGUCUACAAAAUGAAACUUGAUACUACAUAAUAAGCAACCAGGAUCUCUGAACUGUCUUAAAAGAAGGUGACUUUCACAAUUCAAAAAGCAAACACCUGUAACCGCUGUCCAAAGAUAUACAUUUUGUCAAGCUCUGGAAGGUUCUGUUUGCUUUUAUCUUUUCAGAUAUUAUUGUCAGAUAUCACAAUAUCUCUUAGAGCAGGAAUAUACUGCACUGAUUUCAGUUAAAUUUGCUUCCAGGUAAUAAGUCUAAGGCUGCAGUGGACUUCUGUGCCUGCUUAGAAGGAAAUAAAACCAUUAAACUCCGUGGAACUUUCACCCUAGUAAAUAAGUUGAGUGCUGGACGGAGCCUCACAGAUUGCUUAUUGGCAGUCUGUGGGGCAAAACUAGAUGUGAUGUUAGUCAUAUGUUUAAACAAGUAUCAUAUAGUUAACCAGUGCUAUUU